AUGGAGAAAUUAUUUAGGAACCAAAAGUUGAACGUUAGUGUAAGAACUGUUAUAUGUGGUGAGGAGAUACUAUUUUAUGCAAAAGAUGUAGCGGAAUCCCUAGGGUACUCAAAUACGAAAAAAGCUAUCCAAACUCACGUAUGGAAGCAAAAUAAGGUAACACUUGGGGAGUUGAAAGUAGGACCCAUGACUGGUCCCACUUUCAGUCAACCGAACUGUGUUUUCCUAAGAGAACCUGGUUUGUACCAGCUAGUAUUUGGAUCAAGACUUCCAACAGCAGAGGCCUUUCACGGUUGGGUGUUCAAUGAAGUACUUCCAUCUAUCCGUAAAACAGGCUCGUACAAAUUACCAGAAUCUGAGCCACUAUACUGUAAUCAGAUGAGGCUAAUUAACGAAACGGAUCUGCGCUAUGCAGUUGUAGAAUAUCUUAAAAAGUACCACCCAAAAGCCCUAAUCCUACCGGGACUAGGAGAGUACCAGGAUACAUCUCAAAAGAGAUGUGACGCCUGGAGGAAGGGAUAUUUGGGCGGACAACCCGAUCUCACAAUAGUAACUCCAAGUAAUGGUUUCAAUGGAUUCGCAAUAGAACUUAAGACUCCGAAGGGUACAGGUGAAGUCAGAGAUAAUCAGGUAGCAUGGAUAAGAGAGUUAGGUAAAAAUGGAUUCCGAACACUAAUAUCCAACAACUACACAGAGAUAGUGUUAUACAUAGAUGAGUACUUUAGAGUUGAUAAUACAAAGAAACUUAUAAAUGAAAUAGAGAACCUUAAGAUAAAGUGUAAGACCUUAGAGUCUAGUAAGUGUAAAGAAGUCGUAAUUCAAAGGAUUGGUUACACACCCGGUAAGUACUAG
This is a messenger RNA of Paramuricea clavata, 852 nucleotides long. NCBI's taxonomy places the organism in Eukaryota, Metazoa, Cnidaria, Anthozoa, Malacalcyonacea, Plexauridae. The record is from the annotation of a GenBank genome assembly.